Amaranthus tricolor (Joseph's coat) is the source of this 547-nucleotide messenger RNA. RefSeq lists its product as uncharacterized. Lineage: Eukaryota; Viridiplantae; Streptophyta; Magnoliopsida; Caryophyllales; Amaranthaceae. Gene Ontology annotation, molecular function: DNA binding. Bases 7 to 405 code for a protein of 132 amino acids. The transcript has 3 exons. The record is from RefSeq and is a predicted model, not a curated record.
AAUAAAAUGUCUGAUCUAAUAUUAAGAAGUGAAGCUCUCUUUACUAAACAUAUAAAAGAUACAGAUGUUAAAGUUCGACUCUCUUGGCCAUCCAAGCAUUUGGAUAUCUUGCGUCGUUGGCAUAAUAUCAAUCUCAAUGAUAAUCCCCGACUUGAUUUUGAAAAUAUGAAUGUCUUUGAAUUUGAUGUCUACGAUGUUAAUCGUAUUAAAUAUCGACUUGGUUGCACUAUUAGAAGGAUCACUGACCCUACCAAGCCCUACUUCAAGCCGGUUAUUUCUCGUGGUUGGAAGAGGUUUGUGAAAGAUAAUCAUAUAAAAAUAGGUGAUAAAAUUACUUUCUACAAGAAUUUGGAUCCCUCUUCAUCCGGCCAGGUGCCGUUUAUCAUCCUUGUGAACGUACAAUAGAGAUUAAGGAACGAAGUGGCUAAGGAAAACUUAAUCAAGUACACCCACUCAGAGUAAUUUCUAUGAAGCUUACAAGUUAAUGAAUUAUGCUUCAACACUAUAGUUGACGCCUACAUGGAUGUAUAAUAUGCUACUUUCGUCC